AUGGUGGGAAGUGCUAUGGUUCAGCUACCAACCAGGAUGGAUCCAGGUGUGGCCUUGACUUGCCACAUUAUACUGGACAAGACACUUAACAGCAAUGUCUUGGGGAUUUAAUAUCCAGAAUGUGGAGUAUUUUGUGCUGAGCUGAGGAUUUUGAACUUCCUGCCUAUCAUAGUGGGAGUGAUCACUGGCCAGCUCUCUUCCAGCGGGGGCCAGCCAGUAUGCAUUUCUGCAUAGUCCCUCGGUGGCACAGGGAGAUGAAACCUGGGGCUGGGAAACUGAUCUGAAGCUUGCGUGUCCGGUGAUUCAUGAUGACGUGCAGAGACUCCUGUUCUGACUCUGGAGCCAGAGAACAAUCUCAAAGGAUGAGGGUGUCUUUCUCUGAGCUCCCAGACACAUUGAAUCCCAUAGUUCAGCACAUGGGAAUCGAGUCUGGGCUGUCACUCCUGCCUGAGCAACCAUGUUGUUGGCACAGAAAUUGGGACUUAUUAAAGAGCAUUAGCAUUUCCUUUUUCUAAAUUGAGUAAGUGUAGUAACUGUGUCUGAAAAUAAACGGCAGUCCAUGCAUAGAGGACGUUUAUAAAGUGCAUAUAUUUUAUUUUUCACUAUUGUAUAUUUUGGUAAUGACAAAAUUGAGGGAUAUGUCCACUUUUAACCACUGUCUGGUUUUGUUUACAGAUUCCCACUGGAAAUCCAUUAUAUGAAUCUUAUUACAAGCAGGUAGACCCAGCAUACACAGGGAGAGUUGGAGCCAGUGAAGCUGCACUUUUUCUGAAGAAGUCUGGACUCUCAGACAUUAUCCUUGGGAAGAUAUGGGACUUGGCCGACCCAGAAGGUAAAGGGUUCUUGGACAAACAGGGUUUCUAUGUUGCACUGAGACUAGUGGCCUGUGCACAGAGUGGCCAUGAAGUUACCUUGAGCAAUCUGAAUCUGAACAUGCCACCUCCUAAAUUCCAUGACACCAGCAGCCCUUUGAUGGUCACACCACCUUCUGCAGAGGCCCAUUGGGCUGUGAGGGUGGAAGAAAAGGCAAAAUUUGAUGGAAUUUUCGAAAGUCUAUUACCCAUAAAUGGCUUGCUCUCUGGAGACAAAGUCAAGCCAGUCCUCAUGAACUCAAAGCUGCCUCUUGAUGUCCUGGGCAGGGUCUGGGACCUCAGUGACAUUGACAAGGACGGACACCUGGACAGAGAUGAGUUUGCUGUGGCCAUGCACUUGGUGUACCGAGCCCUUGAGAAGGAGCCUGUGCCCUCCGUCCUGCCCCCAUCCCUCAUCCCACCCUCUAAGAGAAAGAAGACAGUAUUCCCAGGUGCUGUGCCCGUUUUGCCCGCUAGCCCCCCGCCCAAAGACAGCCUCCGCUCCACGCCUUCCCAUGGCAGUGUCAGCAGCCUAAACAGCACAGGAAGCUUGUCUCCCAAGCACAGUAUCAAGCAAACACAGCCAACAGUAAACUGGGUGGUGCCAGUGGCAGACAAGAUGCGCUUUGAUGAGAUAUUCCUGAAGACUGACCUGGACCUGGAUGGCUAUGUGAGUGGCCAGGAGGUGAAGGAGAUCUUCAUGCACUCUGGCCUCAACCAGAACCUUCUAGCACACAUAUGGGCCCUGGCCGAUACGAGGCAAACGGGGAAGUUAAGCAAAGACCAAUUCGCAUUAGCUAUGUAUUUCAUUCAGCAGAAGGUCAGUAAAGGCAUCGACCCCCCUCAGGUCCUCUCGCCGGACAUGGUCCCACCCUCAGAGAGAGGCACCCCUAUCCCGGACAACUCAAGUUCUCUUGGAUCAGGGGAAUUCACGGGUGUGAAGGAACUCGAUGAUAUCAGUCAAGAGAUCGCUCAGCUACAAAGGGAGAAAUAUUCACUGGAACAAGACAUUAGAGAAAAGGAAGAGGCCAUCAGACAGAAAACGAACGAGGUGCAGGAAUUACAGAAUGACUUAGACCGGGAAACAAGCAGUUUACAAGAGCUGGAAGCUCAGAAACAGGAUGCCCAGGACCGCCUGGAUGAAAUGGACCAGCAGAAGGCCAAGCUCCGAGACAUGCUGAGUGAUGUUAGGCAGAAGUGCCAGGACGAGACUCAGAUGAUUUCCUCAUUGAAGACCCAGAUCCAGUCACAGGAAUCUGACCUGAAGUCCCAGGAGGAUGACCUGAACCGGGCCAAAUCGGAACUGAACCGGCUGCAGCAGGAAGAGACCCAGCUGGAGCAGAGCAUUCAGGCUGGAAAGGUUCAACUGGAAACCAUCAUCAAGUCCCUGAAGUCCACUCAAGAUGAAAUCAACCAGGCAAGAAGCAAACUUGCCCAGCUGCACGAAAGCCAGCAGGAAGCCCACAGGAGCCUGGAGCAGUACGACGAAGCGCUUGAUGGGGCCCACGGCGCCAGCCUGACCAACUUAGCUGACCUGAGUGAGGGUGUCUCCCUCACAGAGAGGGGCGGUUUUGGAACCAUGGAUGAUCCUUUCAAAAAUAAAGCCUUGUUAUUUAGCAACAAUGCCCAGGAAUUACAUCCGGAUCCUUUCCAGGCAGAAGAUCCCUUCAAAUCUGACCCGUUUAAAGGAGCUGAUCCCUUCAAAGGUGACCCGUUCCAGAAUGACCCCUUUGCAGAACAGCAGACAGCUUCCACAGAUCCAUUUGGAGGAGAUCCUUUCAAAGAAAGUGACCCAUUCCGUGGCUCUGCCCCUGAUGACUUCUUUAAGAAACAGACAAAGAAUGACCCGUUUACCUCAGACCCAUUCACGAAAAACCCGUCCUUACCUUCAAAGCUCGACCCCUUUGAAUCCAGUGAUCCUUUUUCAUCCUCCAGUGUCUCCUCAAAAGGAUCAGGUCACUUUGGAACUUUAGACCCCUUUGGAAGUGGGUCCUUCAAUAGUGCUGAGGGCUUUGCGGACUUCAGUCAGAUGUCCAAGGUAAAGCCCCUCCCAUGGAACACCUCUGCCAGGCCCCCACCUUCUGGUCCUUUCACCUCCUCCUUUGGAGGGGCAGGAUUCUCCGAUGACCCCUUUAAAAGUAAACAGGACACUCCCGCUCUGCCUCCGAAGAAACCUGCUCCUCCACGGCCUAAACCGCCCAGUGGUAAAAGUACACCUGUAAGCCAGCUGGGUUCUGCAGACUUUCCUGACUCCCCCGAUCCAUUCCAGCCACUCGGGGCUGACAGCAGUGACCCGUUCCAAAAUAAAAGGGGGUUUGGGGACCCGUUUAGUGGAAAAGAUCCAUUUGCUCCCUCCUCUUCAGCUAAGCCUUCUAAAGCCUCUUCCCUGGGCUUUGCAGACUUCACCUCUUUUGGCAAUGAGGAGCAGCAGCUGGCAUGGGCCAAGCGAGAAAGUGAGAAGGCGGAGCAGGAGAGGCUGGCAAGGCUGCGGCGGCAGGAGCAGGAGGACCUGGAGCUGGCCAUCGCGCUUAGCAAGGCUGACAUGCCCGCCGCCUAGGCGAGGGUGACCAAGCACGUUCGCAGGGGCAGGAGUGCCAUGGGGGCGGGUCUUCAAAAGGAAAAAAACCCGAAGUCUGUAUAUACACACACACUCUCAGCAGUCCCCGUUUCAUGUUGUGACGUGUCACAGCCACUGUAGGUCAAGGACUUGCUGGUCAGAAGGCCUCAGGCUCUGGGUGCCUCGUCCCAGGUGAGGAAAUGUGGCUCACCCUGCAGAAAGGCCUGGAAAGGCACAGGCUACCGUCACCACCUCUCCACUGUGACAUCCCUGUCUAGUGACAGUGCUCUGCCUGGAACGAGCAGAGGGAGUGUGCAGCGUCUCCAGGCCUUCCAUACUCUGCUCAUAGCUGCUUUGAGUACCAGCGCCAGGGCACAUCCACCCUGUCGCCUCUGAGACCUAAGACAGACACCUGGCAAUGUAUGCAUUCGUUGUAUAAAAAUUAAGUUUGAAUGAUUAAUAUAAAAUAUUUUAAUACAAAACACAA
Molecule: messenger RNA, 3895 nt
Organism: Miniopterus natalensis
Lineage: Eukaryota; Metazoa; Chordata; Mammalia; Chiroptera; Miniopteridae
Source: RefSeq, a predicted model, not a curated record